This is a messenger RNA of Benincasa hispida (wax gourd), 1880 nucleotides long. RefSeq names its product translocon at the inner envelope membrane of chloroplasts 55-II (gene TIC55-II). Lineage: Eukaryota; Viridiplantae; Streptophyta; Magnoliopsida; Cucurbitales; Cucurbitaceae. The record is from RefSeq and is a predicted model, not a curated record. Gene Ontology annotation, biological process: protein targeting to chloroplast. Gene Ontology annotation, cellular component: chloroplast; cytoplasm. Gene Ontology annotation, molecular function: chlorophyllide a oxygenase activity; 2 iron, 2 sulfur cluster binding.
CAGAGGCCGCCUUACUCUUCUAACCAAGCAAUCAUUCUUUUUCAACUCAAACCUAUGUUCAUCUUUUCUUCACCUUCCCUCCAAAACCCUAAUUCCUCUUCUCCUCUCUCAACUCAACCUCCCCCAUGGUUUCUCUCCGCCCAUUUCUUUCCCUUUCCUCUUUCUCUCACGCGCGUAACCCCACGCGCCCCACGAAUUUUCUUCUUCUUCGCGCUCUGUCCUCUUCCUCGUUCAAAUCAGUCGCCACUAAAAAGAGUUCCUCGGUGCGCACCGGUGCCGUCGCAGACGCCGAAGCUGCAUCUCCGAGCGGCGAUCUGAAGGACGAUGACGCUCAGGUGGUUCUUUUGGGUCCGGCGACCGUCGAGGAGCCUGGCGGUGAAGCUACGGCGGAGUACGAGUGGACUGAAGAGUGGUACCCGUUGUACUUGACGCGGAAUGUGCCGGAGGAUGCUCCGUUAGGGCUCACUGUGUUCGAUAAGCAGUUGGUUCUUUACCGCGAUGGAACCGGCGAGCUUCGCUGUCAUGAAGAUAGGUGCCCACAUAGGCUAGCAAAGCUCUCUGAAGGCCAAUUAAUCGAUGGCAGACUGGAAUGUCUUUACCAUGGCUGGCAAUUUGAAGGCAAGGGGAAAUGUGUGAAGAUUCCUCAGCUUCCAUCAGAUGCCAAGAUUCCUAGAUCAGCAUGCCUAAGAACAUAUGAGGUAAGGGACUCACAGGGAGUUGUUUGGGUGUGGAUGUCGUUGGAAAAGCCUUCAACCCUAAAAAAGAUACCAUGGUUCGAGAACUUUGACCGGCCCGGGUUUCGGGACAUUUCGACUGUUCACGAGCUUCCUUAUGAUCACUCAAUACUUCUCGAGAACCUUAUGGACCCUGCACAUAUACCUAUCUCCCAUGAUAGAACAGAUUUUACUGCCAAAAGAGAAGAUGCUCAGCCACUUGGAUUCGAGGUUACCGAGCGUACAAAUCGUGGUUUUGCCGGUUGGUGGGGCCGUGCUAAAGAUCAGUCAUUGGCAAACUUCUUAAGGUUUGAAGCACCUUGUGUCCUUCAGAAUAACAGGGAAUUUCCCAAUAAAAAAGGUGAAAUGGAUUACUUUACAGGACUUUUCCUCUGUAGACCUACAGGCCAAGGGAAAUCCAUGCUUAUAGUGAGAUUUGGUAGCACAAGAUCAUCUCUCUUGGUAAAAUUGCUGCCUACAUGGUUUAUGCAUCAAAAUGCUUGCAAAGUUUUUGAGCAAGACAUGGGAUUUCUUUCAUCCCAAAAUGAAGUCCUAAUCAAAGAAAAAGUACCUACCAAAGAACUCUAUCUCAACUUACGAUCCUCUGAUACUUGGGUUCUUGAGUACCGACGCUGGAUGGACAAAGUCGGGCACGGGAUGCCAUAUUACUUUGGACACAGUACAAUAUCGUUGCCCAAACUACCUGCCAUUGUUGAACACGCCCCGGCGGGAAUAGUUGCUGGAGCUUCAGCAUCAUCUCCAGCUAAGGGGGGAAUCGGAACUAUGCAUGCUCCGAACUUGUCGAAUCGGUACUUUCGACAUAUCAUUCAUUGUAGAAGUUGCAGCAAUGCCAUCAAAUCUUUUCAAACUUGGAACAAGGCUUUUUCUGCCAUUGCUAUCACAUUGGUUGCAUCGGCAAUUUUGGUGGGUGGAAGGCAAUGGAAGGCCCUCAUUUUGUUAUCAGCAGCAUUAUUCUUUGGUGGAGCUUAUGCAUGCUCGGCUAUUGUGGCUUUAAAUACAACAAAUUUUAUAAGAACUCACAGAAGGUUGUAAGUUAUUGGAUAUAGAUUUUAAAAUAGUAUACUGAUAAUACAUACUUUGGGAGAGCAAAUGCUUUGUAAAUUUUUGUUGUUUGUUGAUUUCCAAAUAACAGAGUGAUUGACCAUA